AUGAAAGGAAGUUUGUUAAUUUUCAUUUUAUUCUCACUAACGUUUAUAUCAAAGGGGAAAUCAUUAAAAGAACCAACCAAUGAUAAUAGAGACGAUAUUAAAGCAAGAACAUCUGAAGGUGAAGAAGAUAAAGAAGGUUUGACUAUAUAUAUUGACAAAGACCGUGUUCUCAGUAUAAACGAAUUAAGAAAACUUUACAAUCUCGAUGACAGUUUGAUCCCUGACAUUCAAUUCAGCAAAGAAUUAGAUAAAGGUUACGUGAAAAAGAUAAGAUUAAGAAAGAAUAAACCAAAAUCAAUAAACGAAAGGGAGGCCGAUGCGAAGGAAGAUAAGUUUUUAGAACGAAGUAUACCCGAAAAUUCUGAUACAAAAAAUAUUGAAACAGAUAACCCCGAAUUGGAAUCUAGAAUUUCUGAUACUGAAGAAAAAGCAGACUUAGAUGAUUUAACUGCUGUUGAGAGCGAUCGUACAGCAACAACUGAUACAUAUUACGAAGAGAAAGAAAAAAGUGCUGUGCCGGAAGAAAAUUACGAAGAUGAUUUCGAUUUUUCUGAAUACACAAUGCGUUCUGACGAACAUUCCAAAACAAGUCAGCCUAACCAAGAAGCGACAACCGCUUUUUCUGAUUACGUAACGCCACCAACUCGACGAGCCAAUGUUCCGCGUUUUGGCACAGAAUAUGUAGAAAGAACUGCUAACACAGUUAAGGAUGUCCUAGCUGGUUAUCAGGAUCUAGUGCCAGAAGUCGAAAAAACACACGCAUUUUUCGGAACCGGUGAUACGGCAUUAAAUGGGUAUUUGAGUUCUUUGGAUACUGUUAAGACAGUGGAAAAUUCACGUCGUAUGAAUCUUCUAAGAAAAAUCCCUUCAACGGGUUUAAAUGGAUUACCAAACAAUGUGAGAAGCGCUGAGCCAUCAAAUGAACCAGAACAAGAGGAAAGUAAAGAAGAUUCUCAAGAUGAACAGCCAGAAGUUAAAGAAGAAUCUAAAAGUGAAGAUUUCCUUGCCCCUGAUCCGGGAAAUGAAUAUCCUUAUACGCCACCCCUUAAAGGAAAUGCUUUUCAGAAUUUAAGGAGCCCAAUGCUGCCCAAACCAAACCCUCCUACAAAUAUGUUGUUACCAAAAUUACGUCAAGCCUCCCAACAUCCUACAUACCCAAUUUAUAAUCGAUUCAAUCCAAUCCCAGGAGAUGGUUUCCAAAACUAUGGAAGAAUUCUUCCUUAUUAUUCAUCAUACGGUUCUUAUAUAUCACCCAUACGGCUAUAUAACUUUCGCAGAUCAGGCCAAAAUCCGGUUUGCAAGGACUGUUGA
Molecule: messenger RNA, 1311 nt
Organism: Danaus chrysippus (African queen)
Lineage: Eukaryota; Metazoa; Arthropoda; Insecta; Lepidoptera; Nymphalidae
Source: the annotation of a GenBank genome assembly